This is a messenger RNA of Effrenium voratum, 1269 nucleotides long. The record is from the annotation of a GenBank genome assembly. Lineage: Eukaryota; Dinophyceae; Suessiales; Symbiodiniaceae.
AUGGCUGGCGGCGCGUGGCUGGCGGUGGCGCAAGCCUGGCGCUACAGCUGGAACAACUUGCGCCUGGCCUUGGAGCACGCCUCCAGUGCUCACCGUCUUCGUUUGGAUCCGCGGGAGGUUCGACAAAUCGUUGCGCUGCACGAGUUCAUGUACUGGCUUGGCCAGGACUCGGAGAAGUGGCGCUUGGGUUGGGAGGAGGUGAGCGGCACCGCGCGGAGCUUGCUACGGGCGCUGCAGUUGUGGCUGGUGCCCUCCGAGUACCAGUGGGGGACCCGGCUGGAGGUGUCCGGCGCUAGCCACGGCCUGCGCCUGCCCUUUCCUGCCAGGUCGGUGGUGGUUCCCACCUCUGGUGACCUUAGCAGCGCGCUGCGACUCAGCAACGGCCAGGAGAUGCCACUGCUGUCCUUCCGGCCCGGGCCCGUGUGGGAGAUCCCCGUCAAAGCUACGGCCCUCUACGAGCAGUUGCGCCACGCCUUGAAGCUGGGCUACAGGCAUAUCGACCUGCCGGAGUUCUUCGGCGCGGAGAAGGAGCUGGGCCGCGCUCUAAAGGACUCCGAGGUGCCCCGGGAGCAGCUCUUCCUGAGCGGCAAGCUCAGCUCCAAGGACUGCUACCCCAUGGGCGCCUUGCGGGCAGUUCAGCAGCAGCUGAAACACCUGGAAGUGGAGUACCUGGACCUUUUGGUGGUCAAGCCCUGCCCAGAGCCCGCGCAAAGUGCCGUCUGGGAGGUCCUGGAAGCCUUCCACGCCAAGGGCGCGCUGCGAUCGCUGGGCCUCGCAGACCUCGACGUCACCGGCGCCGGCGCGGUGGUUUUGCCGGGCGUCCACGUGGCGCCGGUCUACGUGCAGACGCGGUUCUCCCCCUACACGGAUGCCUCGGUCCUUGCCUGGGCGUUGCCCAAGGGCCUGGCAGUGGCCGCCAACAGAGUCACAGGUACCUUCGGAACGAGUUUUCUGCGGCCCGAGGAGGACCCGCACCUUCUGCAAGUGGCAAAGUCCGUGGGUCGCAGCAGCUCGGAGGUCUUGGGGCGCUGGGCGCUUCAGCUGGGUCUCGCUUUGGUGGUGGACCACGCGGAGGCCUAUGUUGGGGUCUUCGACUUCCAGCUGGCCGAGGAGGACAUGCGGGUCAUCUCGGGGCUGGCGCGGCUCAGCUUCAGCGCCCCGGGGCUCCGAGUCGACUCCGCGGAGCUCACGGAGGACGUCUACGGCCUGGAGCGCUUCGAGGCCAAAGGCGCGGCGAGUCUGGACGGACGGAUGGACCAUCCGCAUUGA